Molecule: messenger RNA, 4123 nt
Organism: Mus caroli (Ryukyu mouse)
Lineage: Eukaryota; Metazoa; Chordata; Mammalia; Rodentia; Muridae
Gene: Meltf
Product: melanotransferrin
Biological process (GO): iron ion transport
Cellular component (GO): plasma membrane; extracellular region; recycling endosome
Source: RefSeq, a predicted model, not a curated record
GGUGUGUUGAGGGGCGUGGACUCUCCCCGGGCUGCGCUUAAAUAGAGAAGGCCAGAGAGACCAGGGAGGAGGAAGCCAGGACAGACCCGCCAGCACCCCAGCCAACCCAACGUUGCCAUGAGGCUCCUGAGCGUGACUUUUUGGCUACUCCUGUCCCUGCGCACUGUCCUCUGUGUGAUGGAGGUGCAGUGGUGUACCAUCUCAGAUGCAGAACAGCAGAAGUGCAAGGACAUGAGCAAGGCCUUCCAGGGAGCUGGCAUUCGGCCUUCCCUCCUCUGCAUCCAGGGCAACUCCGCUGACCACUGUGUCCAGCUCAUCAAGGACCAAAAAGCAGAUGCCAUCACCCUGGAUGGAGGGGCCAUCUAUGAGGCAGGGAAGGAGCACGGCCUGAAGCCAGUGGUGGGGGAAGUCUAUGACCAAGACAUUGGGACUUCCUAUUAUGCCGUGGCUGUGGUCAGGAGGAAUUCCAAUGUUACCAUCAACACCCUGAAGGGCGUCAAGUCCUGCCACACAGGCAUUAACCGGACUGUGGGCUGGAACGUGCCUGUCGGUUACCUCGUAGAGAGCGGCCAUCUGUCAGUGAUGGGCUGUGAUGUGCUCAAAGCCGUCGGUGAUUAUUUUGGAGGCAGCUGUGUCCCUGGAACAGGAGAAACCAGCCAUUCUGAGUCCCUCUGUCGCCUCUGCCGUGGCGACUCUUCUGGGAACAACGUGUGUGACAAGAGUCCCCUAGAGAGAUACUACGACUACAGUGGAGCCUUCCGGUGCCUGGCGGAAGGAGCCGGUGACGUGGCCUUCGUGAAGCACAGCACAGUGCUGGAAAACACUGAUGGGAACACCCUGCCUUCCUGGGGCAAGCCCCUGAUGUCAGAGGACUUCCAGCUACUAUGCAGGGAUGGCAGCCGAGCCGACAUCACUGAGUGGAGACGCUGCCACCUGGCCAAGGUGCCUGCUCAUGCUGUGGUGGUCAGGGGUGACAUGGAUGGCGGUCUCAUAUUCCAACUGCUCAACGAAGGCCAGCUUCUGUUCAGCCACGAAGACAGCAGCUUCCAGAUGUUCAGCUCCAAAGCCUACAGCCAGAAGAACUUGCUGUUCAAAGACUCCACCUUGGAGCUUGUGCCCAUUGCCACGCAGAACUAUGAGGCCUGGCUGGGCCAGGAAUACCUGCAGGCCAUGAAGGGGCUCCUCUGUGAUCCCAACCGGCUGCCCCACUACCUGCGCUGGUGUGUGCUUUCGGCGCCCGAGAUCCAGAAGUGUGGAGAUAUGGCUGUGGCCUUCAGCCGCCAGAAUCUCAAGCCGGAGAUUCAGUGUGUGUCAGCCGAGUCCCCUGAGCACUGCAUGGAGCAGAUCCAGGCUGGGCACAUCGACGCUGUGACUCUGAGGGGCGAGGACAUUUACAGGGCAGGAAAGGUGUACGGCCUGGUUCCGGCGGCCGGGGAGCUGUAUGCUGAGGAGGACAGGAGCAAUUCCUACUUUGUGGUGGCUGUGGCAAGAAGGGACAGCUCCUACUCCUUCACCCUGGACGAGCUUCGCGGCAAGCGUUCCUGCCACCCCGACUUGGGCAGCCCAGCGGGCUGGGAGGUGCCCAUAGGCUCCCUCAUCCAGCGGGGCUUCAUCCGGCCCAAGGACUGUGAUGUCCUCACAGCGGUGAGCCAGUUCUUCAACGCCAGCUGCGUGCCUGUCAACAACCCUAAGAAUUACCCUUCCACACUGUGCGCGCUAUGCGUGGGAGACGAGAAGGGCCGCAACAAGUGUGUGGGGAGCAGCCAGGAGAGAUACUACGGCUACAGCGGGGCCUUCAGGUGCCUUGUGGAGCAUGCAGGGGACGUGGCCUUUGUCAAGCACACGACUGUCUUUGAGAACACAAAUGGUCACAAUCCUGAGCCCUGGGCUUCUCACCUCAGAUGGCAAGACUAUGAACUACUGUGCCCCAACGGGGCACGGGCUGAGGUAGACCAGUUCCAAGCUUGCAACCUGGCACAAAUGCCAUCCCACGCUGUCAUGGUCCAUCCAGACACCAACAUCUUUACUGUGUAUGGACUUCUGGACAAGGCCCAGGACCUGUUUGGAGACGACCAUAACAAGAACGGUUUCCAAAUGUUUGACUCCUCCAAAUAUCACAGCCAAGACCUGCUUUUCAAAGAUGCUACAGUCCGAGCGGUGCCAGUCCGGGAGAAAACCACAUACCUGGACUGGCUGGGUCCUGACUACGUAGUUGCGCUGGAGGGGAUGUUGUCUCAGCAGUGCUCAGGUGCAGGGGCCGCGGUGCAGCGAGUCCCCCUGCUGGCCCUGCUCCUGCUGACCCUGGCUGCAGGCCUCCUCCCUCGCGUUCUCUGAAGACGGCCACGCCCAGAGCAGGGAAAGCUACAGAGCCCAACCCGGAAGAAACCAGGACAUCAGCUAACCCUGCAGGAGAGCGCGGGGCGGGAUGCGAGAGGCGAGGUGAGAACUCACACACACAAGCCUCCGAGGUGCGAUUCUAACCCAAAGAGAAAUUUCUAGAAUCAGGAUGAUUGUUAAGGCCAAGUCUUCCCACCUGCUGGAGCCCUCAGUACCUGAGGCGACUGGCGAGUAGCCCAGUCACUCCUCCCACACUGGUGGCGCCAGCAGCGAACCUGUGCCUCCCACCUGGAGCCUCCUGGCUGGCUGGGGUGGUUAAGGGGGUGGGGGUGGGGAGGAAGAAGAGGCCGGUUGCCAUGGCAACCGUGGAGCAGCUUCCAGCCUCUGCACCCGCCACCUGGCGAGGUGCCAAGGAAGGGGCACACCACCAACCUAGAGAACCUCUGCGACACACUACCACCCAGCAGCCCCUGCUCUCGCUGCCCCACCGCUCUCUCCUAUGGGCACUUGUCCACCAAGGCCCAGGCCCACGCCGUCGGAGGGGCAGGGCUUGCUGAGCACAUCAGCCUUCUGAUGUGACACCAACCAAGGAGCCCAGCCCUCUGGACAGCAAGAUUUUGCUAGACUGGGAUGGGAGGAAGGGAAGGCCAGAGCUGUACUGUGGGGAUGAAGUCCUCCAAAACCCUCAGAGGAAGGAAGUGCCCCCACCUUCCCAGUAAGAAUGUUAGUGUGUGAGAAACUUGAUGCGGGGUGGGAACUAUCCUGUGCUCCUGUGGCAAGCAGGACUUGCGCUGCACUGCCUGGACCUCACUGAACAAUGAAACUGUUGCCUAGAUUCUAUUGUUUGCUCUCCUGGUCUCAGUCUCAACAUUAGUUUUCUCCCUGCCUUCAUUAUACCCCUUUCCACAUCAUCACGCGCGCACGCGCACACACAUACACACACACCUUAUCCAUGUGAACAUAUCUGAACAUAUCUGCUUGUCUGAAGAAGUAUGAGCUAACCCAAAAUAAGUCCCUGUCAUGAACUGGGCCUUAGGAUAGACCACGAGCCAGGGGGUUGGGGAGAGCCGUGUCUUCCCUUCACCCUGCACGUGUUGGGUGGUUGCAUCUUUCCAGAGGAUCCCUGGUUCCCUCGAACUGUGAGAGCCAAGGCCUAGGCUGCCAUUUUGCCAUUGUUCUCUCGAGAACCAGAAAAAGUUUUCCAAAGCUACCAGCUCUUACCCCAAAUCUUGUUCCCUUAAAAAAAAAGUAAUAAAUAAAAAGGAGAAGAAACAGGAGCAAACAGCCGUCGUCAGCACACUGGAAGCAGCGUGGGCCGGGAGCUAUUUGUGUCUUGGUCUGUGUGGGGGGCCUCAGAUCCCGAUGACAGGCCAGGUUCCCAGUGGCUCGCCCCCACCUGUGGGCGACGACGGGACAGAUCCUUUCCAUCGCUCACCAGUAGAGAAGGUCCUGGCAGUGUCCCAGCCAGAGUCACACAAUCCUGAGGAAAAUCGGUCACCAUGAUGCUUGGGAGAGCAAGCCCCUCCUCCUCCCAGUACACAGCCAUCCAUUCUUCUCUGAGCUGGAGACUUCACAGUGAGAAGUGUACUCUGUGUGGGCGACUGUGCUGCCCAAAGUGUGAUGUCUGUGCCGUGUGCCUUUCAGGUGUGACUUUCAAGAGCGUUGUGUAAAUGACGUCUGAUUGCCAUGGGCCACUGCUGUGUUUGUGCUAAAGAAAGACAUUGGUUUCUUUUUAAAAUAAAGCCAUAUAUCCCUGCAUAUGCAGAGGCUUGGAUUCUGGUGGAAA